GGUCAGACACCGAGCACUUUCCGAGAGUUUUGAGAUCAGCAAGCGAGGAAAAGUUUUGAGCAGCGGACUUACGGCUUCUCCUGUCAGCUCCAGUGUGUGUGUGUGUGCGUGUCGUGCGGGUGAGAGGCUGUACAAUCCUCGGCAGUGUUCUGAGACUGUACGGCCCUGACCCCCACCCCCCCACACACACCCCCUUCCUCCUCCUCCUCCUCCUCCUCCUCCUCCACCACCAGCCCGGACGGCCACAACCAGCCUGCUGCUGUGGACUAUUAAUGACCCGAUCUGUCAGAGGACUCCCUGCGCACUUCGAUGUAACACCUACACGCUUCACUCCCUUUGACUCUGAAGUUGGACUUAACGCUACACUUUGGUGGGAUUACAACGUUUUAUAUCGCGCAUUAGAGACGACAUGACGGCCGACAAGGAGAAGAAGAGGAGCAGCUCGGAGCGCCGUAAGGAGAAGUCUCGCGACGCCGCUCGCUGCCGCCGCAGCAAAGAGACGGAGGUUUUCUACGACUUGGCUCGCCAGCUGCCUUUGCCCCACAGCGUCAGCUCUCACCUGGACAAGGCCUCCAUCAUGAGGCUGGCUAUCAGCUUCCUGCGCACACGCAAGCUGCUCGCCACAGGCUGCAGCAGCAGUGACAGCGACGAGGACAGACGGAUGGACAGUCUGUACCUGAAGUCCCUGGAGGGCUUCGUCACCGUGGUAACGUCAGACGGCGACAUGAUAUUCCUGUCCGAGAACAUCAACAAGUUCAUGGGGCUCACGCAGGUGGACCUCACGGGUCACAGCAUCUUUGACUUCACCCACCCGUGUGACCACGAGGAAAUCAGAGAAAAUCUGAGCCUGAAGACAGCUGGCAGCGGCUUCGGCAAGAAAGGCAAAGAGCUGAGCACCGAGCGAGAUUUCUUCAUGAGGAUGAAAUGCACGGUGACCAACAGAGGACGCACCGUCAACCUCAAGUCCGCCAGCUGGAAGGUGCUGCACUGCACCGGACAGCUCAAGAUGUACAACAGCUGCCCUCCGCGAGGGCUCUGCGGCUUCAAAGAGCCUCCACUCACCUGCGCUGUCCUGAUGUGCGAACCCAUCCCACACCCGUCCAACAUCGACACGCCGAUGGACAGCAAGACCUUCCUGAGCAGACACAGCAUGGACAUGAAGUUCACCUACUGCGACGAGAGGGUAACCGAGCUGAUGGGUUACACUCCUGAGGAUCUGCUGGGUCGUUCAGUCUAUGACUUUUACCACGCCCUGGACUCCGACAGCGUCACCAAGAGCCACCACAACCUGUGCACCAAGGGUCAGGCAGUGAGCGGCCAGUAUCGCAUGCUGGCCAAGAACGGAGGCUUCGUCUGGGUGGAAACGCAGGGAACUGUUAUUUAUAACAGCCGCAACUCCCAGCCGCAGUGCAUCGUGUGCAUCAACUACGUGCUCAGCGAAAUCGAGGAGAAGUCGACAAUUUUCUCCUUGGAGCAGACGGAGGCCUUGUUCAAGCCGCGCCACAUGAGCAGCUUCUUCACUGCUGGAGGUGCAGGUGUGACCGGAGAGCCGGGAGACGUCCUGUUCACCAAGCUCAAAGAGGAGCCGGAGGACCUCGCCCAGCUGGCUCCAACACCAGGAGACACGAUCAUCACCCUCGACUUCGGUCGUCCUCAGUUCGAGGAGCCCCAGCAGCCAGCAGGAUACAGCCAGGUUUCUGCCCCGGGUCUGGCCCCUCCAGGACCUCCUUCCUGGAGCGGCGAGAGCCACAAGCCUGCCCCUGCAGCAUCAGGCCAAACCCCGGGUCCGGUCCCGAGGGACAUGGCUAACAUGGCGGCUCCGUUCACCGCCCAGCAGAACCCGCCGACGGGCAGCGCCACUCCGAGCCUCAGCAGCUGCUCCACGCCCAGCAGCCCAGGUGAUUACUACAGCUCUGUGGAGAACGAGCUGAGGGUGGAGCUGACGGAGAAGCUGUUUGCUCUGGACACAGAGGAAAGCGACAGUCCUGCAAACACUGAGAGGGACUUGAGCGACUUCGAUCUGGAGACUUUGGCUCCUUACAUCCCAAUGGAUGGCGAGGACUUUCAGCUGAAUCCCAUCAUCCCAGACUCUGAGCCCCUGGAGGGGGGUCCAGCAGGAUCCAUGGGGAGCAACAGCAGCAUCAACCAAAAACACCAGAGCUUCAGUAACAUCGCCAGCCUCUUCCAGCCCCUGUCGCCGCCUCCUCAGCCCCCAGGCCACUACCAGCACCAGUCGGCCGCGUCCUGGGCCGCGAGGGAGAAGAGAGGCUCCAGUCAGAGGCCCAUGGACCCCCGAGCAGGAUCCUGCAUGAUGGGUCACGUGCAGAAUCCACCAUGCCAGGCUCCAGCCAGCACCCCCCUGUCCUCCAUGGGCGGCAGGCAGAAUCUGCAGUGGCCACCGGACCCUCUGUUAACGUACCAACAGCAGCCUCGAGCCUCCAAGGCCUUCCUGAUGGACACUUUGUCAGGGGACGAGCGGCUGUCCUGCCAGCAGAACGUGUCACAUCUCAUGCAGAAACAGAGGUCUAUUGACAACUUUGUACAGGCCUACAGAGACAUGAGUCCAGCCAGAGUGGCCAUGACCAACAGCAUCAAGCGCUCCUUCACCCAGAUGGCUGUGGAUGAAAAUAAGCCGUCAGAAAUCAUCUGGAAGAAGAUGAGGGAUGACAGCUGUGGCGCCAUGGACCGCUCCCUGAGCACAGGAUCGCUGACGGAGUUGGGGACAGGGAGGAUGAUGGCAGGCGGCAUGUCGUCACGUCUCAGCUCUCUGCAGCAACACAGGAAGUCUCAGUAUCCAGGAAGCGGGAUAGCUGGUGCAAAUGAGAAACCCUUCCCCCAAAAGAGCUGCAACUACUCACAGUAUAGCAUGCUGCCUUCAAAGACUGAGGGUAUUGCCAGUCGUCUGCUGGGCCCUUCGUUUGAGUCCUCCUGUCUGCCGGAGUUGACCCGUUACGACUGUGAGGUCAACGUCCCGCUGCAGGGUAACCUGCACCUCCUCCAGGGCUGUGACCUGCUGAGAGCCCUGGACCAGGCCACCUAGAGCCCCAGAUCCAAACCCCACCAUAGACCCGGACUCUCUCAGCCCGGGACUUAAUCCUCUUUACCUUCAUACCGCUGGGCCUUCUGAGAGCCCUGAGGCUAAGCUACCUAUAGGGAAUGGUAUUCAUAACCACAUCCUGUCUCAUUCAGCGUAUUUGGCUCAGCCCCGCACUCUCCAUACAGCUCUGUACCUAGACCAUCUAAACAAGCUACCAUAUCAGGGUCAAGCCACUUAGUCCCCCUUUUUUCUCCCCAAGCUCUCGACUCAAAUCCUAUGCGGGUUGACCACCAGUGUACAAAAGCUGCCAUGCAUUCGAGCCACCCACACACACACACGAAAGAUAAUACGAGUCACUUGGUGAAAAAAGGUCAGCGCGGGACAUUUAUCUAACAGAGUACACAACACUCAAUCUGACCUGCGUCAAAAAGUCUCGACACUGGGAUUUAUCGCUGGUCAUCGCGUUUGGUCUCAGCUCAGCUCUGGGGUCCGGAAACACACGACGGGGCUUUGGUGUAAGAAGGCGAAUUAGUGACAGUGGAUCCAAACACACAACCCGCCUGAAAGCUCGGCCCAAACGUCUGCAGCCAGACACCCUGACCGCCUGCGCUCAGCCAGGCUGCAUAUGGGAUCCAAACCUACAACCUGGUCUCCGUCACAAACCUACACCCUGAUGCGAACUCUAUGCAGCUCAGCUCCCAGCCCUGCCUUCCCUUUAUCGGCUUCCUCAUGUAGCUCAGAGGAGAAGAUAUCAAUCCCUACACCGUGUUCUUUCACUUCACGAAUCUGACCGGCAGUUAGAGAUCCAGCCCACUUUUUCAGUUCAGGUCAAGGCCUCAAGCAAGAGUUGGGUGUCAUGGACUGCUUCUGUAGCCGUUUUAAAACUAUAAUCUAGAAUGAAUGGAGGCCAGAAGGAGUGAAACUCUUAGCUCACACGAAACAUGCAAAAAUUAGACAAAAAUCUGGAAAAAAAAUUAAAGUUUGGCCUACAAGAGCAGUAUUUCCUUUUCUCUUAUCCUUUUUGAGACCACUUGCAGUAAGCUGUAAGAACACACAUUUCUCAUUUUUGAUGACUGAGAAGAUGUGGCCUCUAAACACCAACGUUAGCUUAAGACGUCCGGUUUGGCUCGUUAGCUCGUCUGCUGAAGAUGAAGGCAUUUCACCUUCAUCAUAUUUAGGUUUCACUUCGUUCUCAAAGGCUAUGAGUCAGGAUAUGAUGAGAAUCAGACUCAACACGCCGAAUCAAAAUCAGACCCAACUCUGCUCCAUACGAACCGCAUCAACCUGAAUCCAUCCCACCUGAGUCACUGUAACAACGCCAUCUGCUGCGUGUAAAUAAAGUAGUGCGGUUUGGUCAUUCAGGAGUCUGUUUCUCAAUCCAUCAGGUGGUUCACAGCAGCAUUAAAACUGUUUGGGGUUCAGCUUUGAUGAUAUAUGUGUCUCAUUGUCCUUUUAGUUCUUAUCGUGUUCUGCUAUUGAACUGAGACAUUUUAGCUUUUAUGAGAUCUCCCCACGUUAUUUAAUCCUGAACGACGGGACACUUUAACAUAUCAAUACCGCUUCGUUUCUUCUCUUCUCAUUUAUUUUUUAUGUUCUUACUCCACCGACCAGGUUCUUUUAUUUUUUUUUUGUGUCUAACUCACAGACACACUAAUAAAUAUAUAUUGCAACACAUGUAAUCUACUGUAAGUUGAACAAUGUUAAGUUUUUUUUCUUCUCUUCUCUGUCUUUGAUUUAUUCAAACGUGUUUCUGUCUUUCUCCGUUGGACAAGUAGCUCGCGUGGAUACAGGGUUUUGUCUUAUUGUGCAAUUAUCUCAUUGAGCUGAAGCUUCGCGAGCAACAAAGCUCGCAAUAUUCACCAAGCCGAUCGCUUGUACGAAGGAUCGGCCUCACACACACUUUAAGGGUUCGUGUGAUUACGUAUCGUAGCCUUACACACACACACAUUACGCAGUGCAGGGAAAAUGAAAAAACAGUGGUGUGCAAAGAAAAUCUGAGGGUCGGGAAUGACAUUGACAAAAGGGCAUUUCAUUUUUAGUUAUAAUUUUUAAAAGGAUGCUGAGUGUUUUAUGCUCCUGUUUUAUGCUGGUUAAGGUUUUAAGGUGUAGUGACACGAAUGAGCUGAGGUGGCGCCGAGCAGACGGCUAGCGCCUAGCGGUCAUCCCAAGGGGCCGUGUUCAGAGUUGCACAUAACUUGAAGCCAUAAUGUUAUUUAAACAAGUGAGUUAUAUUAAAGCCCAGAGGUAGAAUUUCCUUUUCCAUCUCCUAACUAUAAUUUACAGAUUUGUAGUAGAACUUGUAAAGUCACUGGCAUCCUCCUUCAAGUUACCUGGAGAGGAGAUGUGAAGGACACAUAAGCCAAUCACAGGGGCUGAUCAGAAGGGAAGUGGGCCCCCUUCCCCCCCCACCCUGUUUGCACACCACUGCACAAACAAGAGUUUAAGAGACAGCAGUAACCACAUAACCACUCAGCCACUGUAUGUAUGUUGUAUGUUAUUCUUUAGGAUUAAAACAAGGCCAAUUUUUUCUGCUAAUUAACAAGACGGAGUGGCUGUCAAUAUCAGAACACCUUGACUAAUAAGAAUAAAGUCAGAAUUCUUAUUUUUCAACCAGCGCUAUUUCACCCAAAUGUCAGUAAUAUCAUUGAAUUUAAUAAAAACACGUUUUUCUCCGUCUUCUUCAUUUUCCUUAUCUGACUUUUUUUUUUUUUGAGCUACUUGUCUUUUUUGUGGUGACCACUUUUGAGUAUCAGUUAUAGAGCUUUGUACACAUAUACGUUACGUAUUUAAUGAGACAAAACUAAUGUCGAAGAUAGUGUUUUUAGUGUUUUUGCGUCUUGGUACUUUGUCCUUAUCUACCGCUGUAGAUGCAUAUGGAUCAGAUCCCCUGCAGUGCUGUCUCCUCUCGUGCUGUUUCUGCAUUGUGGCAUUUUGUUUGUUUAUUUGUUUGUUUUACCCUUAAAUAUGUUUAGUAUCUUAUCCCUACAGUAUCUGUUGAAUCUGUUGGCUGGGCUUCUGCUUUUGUUCCUGCUUUAAGAAGAUAAAAACAAAACAAAAAAAAAGGUAACAGGAAAAAGAGUUUGGAUUAAAGAUAAAUAUCAGUUUUCUAAGUUUCACUUUUCAGAUAUGUAGCAUUUUGAAUAUUGUUAAGAAGGUGAAGUUGCCACAUAAUUAAUCACAGUUUUCCAGUUGCUUAUAUGAAAAGCAGUGGUGCUUCAUUGACCAUGUAUGUUGUAGAACUUUUAUCACAUCUCAUGGAUCCAUUAACACUAUAUUUUAAUGUUCUCAGCUUUAUGUUGUGCUGACAUUUUCUUUUUUAAACAAAGUUCAUUGUAAUCCAUAUAAUGUGCCUUAUUGUGACUUUAUGGUUGUCUUGACAAGUACUGAGUUUGCCCUUCAAGUGCACAGUUUGUUUCCUGCAGUCUGUAAGAUGAUUUCCUUUGACUCUGAGGGUUAUUGUGUAAAAUCCUAACAUGACAUUAUGUCUUAAAGUUAAACGUUUAGAAAUCCGAUGCUCAUCCGUGUGGCUUGCAGCUCUCAUUCCAAUUUGCAGGUUGACAACUGCAACUGAUUUGGAUUUUUUGGAUCCACCAACCUACCGUCAUGAUUACCAGCCAGUCUGGCCAAUAGAAGCUGACAUGCUUUUGUAAUAGUUGGAAAACACUGAAUUUUGGGAAUAAGAUGUCACAGCUAGGAUGAUUUCCAUAACAAACCCUCAUGUUUUGUAGUUAACAGGUCCUUCAUAGCCUCCUCUGAUACAUUCAUUUAGAUGCUGAUAGAACCGCAGCCUGGACAGGGAAUAUACAACAGCUGCCCUGUUGAUGACGAGUCACAAUCUGUUUAAAGGAGCAGUUCACCCAAUAAUUAAAAUUCAGCUUUUACCUCCUCAGCCCUGUGCGGAUGGAAAGUCGGGUCAAGCUUCUUAGUCCACAAAACAUUUCUGGCGCUUCAGACUUUGGGUGAACUGUUCCUGUGAGGUUUUUAAGGAAACGGAUUCGCCAGUUCAUCGAACAACCUGACAGUCUGGUUGUUGAUGAAGGGUUUUUACAUAAAGGUGAAAAAGAUUUGACUGAGAGGCUCAGAGAGGACAGGAAUGUCCAACACAGUGAGCACCUUUGUUUUUGCAAAUGAACACACAUGUGAAGAUGUUUUGACAAAUCGUGGCUCAAAAAGCUAACAUGAAAGGAGCGCAUUACAGCAGGCAACGUAAAUCAGAUGCUCAGAAAGAUCAGAACCAAAUCACAGUUUAUGUAUGAUGGUAUCUAAAAUAUUUGUUUGGGAGUGCACAUGCGAAAGCACCUGAAAUGACUCCUGAAGCCGUCUGCAGAAGCAAAUCUGGUGACUAAAGCAUUUUCAAAAACACAUUUUUACUGCUAACAAGCCACUUGACAGCAGUAGCAGCACCAGAAACGAACUUCAUCCUGAGAUGAGGAGGAUGCAUCACGCAGCCUCAGCCUACAGCUCAGCCUCAUGAUGCAGUUCACCCCAAAAUCAAAAGUACAGAUUUUUACCUGGGCCAUCUAAUUCGAUCAUAUUCAAGGGAGACACUAAAUCACUUAAAACAUUCUAGAUGAAUAAAUAACUCUAAAGGAGGAGAAAAAUGUAUUGUGAGCCAAAUUUGUUUUCUCUCCCGAUACGUCAGCAGUUAGUUCAGAUCAGACAGCUUUUUAACCAUCGCUCAAAUUAGAAGUUCUGUUUCAAUGUAAACAAACAACAAAAACAAAACAAAAAUUUUGUAUUAAUAAUUAUGUAUAGUAUUUAAAGACUUUAAAAUGUAUGCUGAUUGUAAAAGCAGGUUAAAUUAGAUUUCCAGAAAAGCACCUUAAAGCAUGUUGAGAGAUUGUUUUUAAACCAUUGGAAUUAUUGCCACUGCAGAGUUGCAGUGUGAUAUAGAGCUUAUAUAUAAUAUGGAACAGACCUUAAAAGACCAAAGAGGUUUUAAGACAACAUUAAGUGUCCUGAAACAUGCAAAUGGAAGACUGAGAUUUGAACUAAAUUGUGUUAAUGUAUGUGGAAAGAGUUGGCUGGGUGGAAGUCGAUUUAAAAAUAAAAAUCCCUGCAGAGGGGAAGUCCCGCCCCUGUUUUAAGACGGCUUUUGUUCCACUAGCGUUGCACAGAUAAUUUAGAAUAGCUCAAAAAUGUUAUAAAAAUGUUGAUAAAAGUGCUGCUUUGUUGGCGUUCAAGAACAACACCUUUGCGAGUCUUCUCAAGUGUGUUUUUGUAUCCUAACAUUGUUUUAUCUUUGCUAAAAUUAUUUGGUUUUCUUUAAUCUUAAGAAAGAUAAACUAAAGAAAGAAGACUCAAAGAACAGGCAAAUGUAUUUAGAGAGAAUCCAUUGAGAAACGCACGCUAGUAGCACAGAUGCUCACUCAAAAUGGGCGGGGCUUCAGUAGUUUAAAGAGUUUAAUUCGCCAGUCGUAGCACUCAACACACUGUGCUGCUUGAAGGGUUUCCCUCAGAUGGUGACAAAAUGUUUCAGGAGUUAAUCUGCUCAUUCAUUGCACUUGCUCUUUGAAGGCACCAUCAGCGUUUUGUCUCGCGUCUCAUCUAACUACUGGGUUUUUGUUUUUCCUUAUGGGAUCCAUGUUCAGCUACUUGUAUUCUGUUUUUUGUCAGUGUCAUACAGUACAGUUAUAUUAGCUGAUUUAGCAUUUUUUUAACAUGCUAAAAAUUCUAUUCAUAUUGAUCUUAUUAUUAUCAUAUAUUGUUAUCAUUGUUAUUACUGGGGAAUUUAACCCGAUAAGUUUGUGUUUCUGCACUGAUAUCUCAUUAUUAAAGCAUACUGAUCUUACCCUCCCUCA
This is a messenger RNA of Scatophagus argus, 8838 nucleotides long. It is a transcript of the gene epas1b, whose product is annotated as endothelial PAS domain protein 1b. The transcript is spliced from 16 exons. Lineage: Eukaryota; Metazoa; Chordata; Actinopteri; Scatophagidae. Gene Ontology annotation, molecular function: protein dimerization activity; DNA-binding transcription factor activity, RNA polymerase II-specific; RNA polymerase II transcription regulatory region sequence-specific DNA binding. Bases 410 to 3040 code for a protein of 876 amino acids. The record is from RefSeq and is a predicted model, not a curated record. Gene Ontology annotation, biological process: cellular response to hypoxia; regulation of transcription by RNA polymerase II.